CGAGCAGAGCUCAUCACAUUUGCGAUCGACGGUCAUUAAGGUGAAGCCGGGAAUGUGCGCGUACACACCACUCGGGGUUGCACAGCACCCUCAAAAGCACGAGCGAAAGCUCUCGAAGAUCCAGCGUGGCAGUGGCGAGCACUCGCGAGCUAGGCCCCUUGAUCAUCGACGAGGGUUGAGCUCGGCGCUCGUUUCGCCGACCCCCCGCGAGAUGCCAGCUUGAGCGACGGAAAUCUGCGCGCACGUUUCCAUGGCGAAAAUCCCGGCGGCAGCAGCGGUGUGGUCGCGCCUCUUCAGUACGAGGACGAACGCGAGCAACGACGCAUCGUCGCCGUUCAGCCAGCCAAUCGUCAGCCGACGUUGAUGAGGUGAACACCUGUGUCAACAAUGCCUCAGCGACGCAGCCGGCGCAUCUGCCUCAACCGAGCCAACGAGCGACGCGUUGGAUGGAUAAUGGAGGAUCGCCCGGUGCACAAAAUCAUUCUGAGGAGCGCCAGUUAGGAAGGUCAGCAUGAGAGGCCCGGCAGUUGGAGUGGUCGGAGGAGGCCGGGCCAGUCGGAGUCUUCUGGUGAGGAGCUUGGCGUUCGUCUUCCUGGCGACGUUCCUCUGGCUGCAAGUGCACGUGAUCAACCUUACGAGCCGUGACUGGUCCAGUCAGCCGGUCGUCAACGAGAGCCUCUACGCUCUCGUGCCUCAGGAGCUGCACAGGUUCCUGAAGGAGCGUCGCGGCAACGGCACGGGACUGGGCGCGCAGGCUAACGGCACCUCGUCGCAGCAGGAGCUGAGCGAGCGCGACAUCGCCGAGAUCCGGCGGCAGAUCGAGCGCGCGAACGCCGAGCAGCGCGUGCACAACGAGGAGGCGUUCGGUCCGCUGGCCAGCGACGCGCCCGUCAUCGUCGUCCAAGUGCACGACCGACUGACCUACCUGCGCCACCUGAUUAUCUCGCUGGCGCAGGCGCGCGGCAUCGAGCAGGUGCUGCUCGUCUUCAGCCACGACGUCUGGAACGCCGACAUCAACUACCUCGUGCAAAACGUCGACUUUUGCCGCGUCAUGCAGAUAUUCUACCCGUACAGCAUACAGACGCAUCCCAGGUCCUUCCCCGGCGAGAGCGCCAACGACUGCCCCAGGAACAUUCGCAAGGAACAAGCUCUGAGCCUGGGCUGCACCAACGCCCAGCAUCCGGACCUGUACGGGCACUACCGCGAGGCCAAGUUCACGCAGACCAAGCACCACUGGUGGUGGAAGGCCAACCGCGUGUUCGACCAGCUGUCGGCGACGCGCAAUCACACGGGCAUGGUGCUGUUCCUCGAGGAGGACCACUACGUGGCCGAGGACUUUCUGCACGUGCUGCGGCUAAUGGAGCGCACCUGCCGGCACAGCUGCGAGCGCUGCAACGUCCUGUCCCUCGGCACCUACCUCAAGACUUACAACUAUUACGCCGACUUCAGCAAGAAGAAGGAACUGCUGCGCGGCAUGAAAGGCAAGCAGGAGUCAAGUGGUAAAAACGAGCUGCCGGGCGGCUCGUCGUCUGCUACACCCAAACAGCUUGCCAAGGUUGUCGCACCAUCGUGGGCUUAUCAACUUCUGCCCGGACUCUAUCAACAUUACCAGAAGGCGGAGGUGAUACCAUGGAUCUCGAGCAAGCACAACAUGGGGAUGGCCUUCAAUCGAGCUACCUGGAGCAAGAUACGCAAGUGCGCGGCGCAGUUCUGCUCGUACGACGACUACAACUGGGACUGGAGUCUGCAGCACAUCGCUCAGAGCUGUCUUUCGCCGAGUCGCGGGGCCGGCAUACUGCCUCGGCUCGACUCCGGCCUAAUCACCAUGAUGAUGCGGGCGCCCCGCGUUUUUCACAUUGGCGAAUGCGGCGUCCACCACAAGAAGGCCAACUGCGAGUCGACGACGGUGAUAGCGAAGGUGCAGAACGUGCUGAGAUCGGCACGCAGCAGCCUGUACCCGUCGCAGCUCAGCCUCACCGUCGCCUCGGUCUCGAAGAAGACGAAGCUGCGCAAGGGCAACGGCGGCUGGGGCGACGUGCGCGACCACGAGCUCUGUCUCAACAUGACCAUCGCUUCCGGAGCCGCCUGAGCCGAAGCUCGCGGCCCCCUCCGUCUUGUCCGUUCGUCUAGUCAGCUCGGGCGCUCGUCGGGUUCGACGUCUCCGUUUCCUCUUGACAAAAGUAGUGGCGAGCUCGCCGCGCGGGUGCCCGGCUGCUCGACGACUCGCUCGCCGCGUCGGCGCGCUCCGGUGACCGUGGCGAUUCUCAAGGCUCUGCGCGUCGAGCGAGCGUGUAUGCAGGUCUCGUAUCGUCGUCGCAUCUCGAGCGAGAUUGCGCAGCCUCUUCUCUUGGUUUGUUCGUGCGUGCAGCAGUCGUGUCCGGUCGGUAGAACGCUAUGCGCUAAGUAGAUAUGCGCAAGGGUUACUGAACUGUGAUCGCGCGGCUCGAACGUAAUCUCGUUAUCCUAAUUGCCGAGGAUCCUUCCCUUCAUUCCUCUCUCGUAUUUUCGUGGCGCAUUGUACAUAGAGCCUGUAAUGCCGUGACUUUUUUAUUCCUAUCGAAAAACACAAUGUAGCGUGCUUGAAUGGUGAACGCUGAUUUGCGCAAACGCUUAUUUUGUAUAAAUGUAAGCGCACGAUAGUUAUGGUGUGUGAAAAAGAGGCGAACGAGCGAACAGUAUAAAUGACGAGGUUUAAUGCAUUUCUUUUUCGAGAGAGUACGGGCUGUUCGGGAUAGGUACAGCGAAGCUAUGCGUUAAGCGCUUAUUUCGUCGACGUGAUUUUUCAGUGAUUGCGCGCGCUUCGAUAUCGAUCGCCUUAUAUUUUCUUUUCGAUGAAUAUGAUGCCUCGACCGAGCGUUGUUGUUAUUGCUUUACGUUAUUAGGAAAACCAACCAACUCCGAUUUUACAUAAACAGUUUGAUAUAUCUUUACGUGAGAUCCAAUUGUUUUUCAUGUGAAAUAAUCAUAAUGAAAAAAUACGCGAGAUUUUGCUUUGUUAACAUACGAUUUACACAUCAAUGAGAGAAAAAAGAAGCGUCGGUACGUGUACAGUCUAUCGAUGUCGAUCAGUCUUUUUUUACAUAUCAAGAGAUGUGUAAAACGGGAGUAAAUCUGUUCUAGCGUUCAUUUUUCGCUUGACUUUGAAAGAAAAAGGAUCUCGAAGCAGAUUCAAAAAUAAUUUUUACGAUAACGUGAAAAUGCCAUAAAAUACGCGUGCGUCUAUGCAAUGGCAUUUAUCAGUUAUAGCAAAGUGUAUAAUGGUUACUUUGUUUUUUUUAGCUCCAAAGAGUGGAUUAUGUUUUGUUGAAAUAAUGCAAUUGUUUCAAAUUGCACGAACUAAUAAUAUAUUACUCGAUAGUUAAAUUCAAGUAGCACUAUUAGGCAUUUUAUACGUUAUAACCUAAGCGAAUAAUUCAUGUUCCUCGAUAUGACAUAUUUCAAAAUUGUUAAAUGUUUUCGCAUUUUUCGAAAAGAUACAGAAAUCAUGAUGGAAUUAGAAUGUACAUUUAUUUAAUUUAUUACUCUGCAGUUUUAUAUCAUAGUCAUCGAUUGAAAAAUAAAUCAGUUGUUCAGAUACAAUGAAAGUUUCUUGUAGCAC
Molecule: messenger RNA, 3598 nt
Organism: Phymastichus coffea
Lineage: Eukaryota; Metazoa; Arthropoda; Insecta; Hymenoptera; Eulophidae
Gene: Mgat2
Product: alpha-1,6-mannosyl-glycoprotein 2-beta-N-acetylglucosaminyltransferase
Exons: 9
Coding region: 512-2089 (525 amino acids)
Biological process (GO): protein N-linked glycosylation; oligosaccharide biosynthetic process
Cellular component (GO): Golgi stack; Golgi membrane
Molecular function (GO): alpha-1,6-mannosylglycoprotein 2-beta-N-acetylglucosaminyltransferase activity
Source: RefSeq, a predicted model, not a curated record